This is a messenger RNA of Purpureocillium lilacinum, 849 nucleotides long. RefSeq lists its product as uncharacterized. NCBI's taxonomy places the organism in Eukaryota, Fungi, Ascomycota, Sordariomycetes, Hypocreales, Ophiocordycipitaceae. The record is from RefSeq and is a predicted model, not a curated record.
AUGGAGAUCCCGAUCAUCAUCCUGACACUGGCAUCCACGGCCUGGUCAGCGAGCCCACUAUGCUACUGGCCGAACGGAGACGUCGCCAUCGGCCAGUUCCCGUGUGGCACCGGCGGCCACUCGACGUGUUGCGCGACGGGCUACGCGUGCCUCAACAACCACAUGUGCCUGGCGGUGACGGACGAAGCCUUGAUAAAAGGGCCGCUGUACGCGCGAGGCGCUUGCACGGAUUCCUUCUGGGAGAGCUCCAACUGCCCGAGCUUUUGCAGGGCGACUGGCUACGAUGUUUUGAACGGGCAGCAGGUCAUGCACAGGUGUGACAACAACGACUUGCUCUUUUACUGCGAGUCGCGGUCGAAGCCCGACUGCCAGCACACUCAGCGGGUGAUUGUCUAUUCGACGACGCCCACUCCUCAAACGACCAUCACGGCGACCGCGCAGAACCUCGGGGUGACUGGCCUGGGGACGUCAACUGGGACCCCGGCAAGCGCAACGCCAACGACGUCGAAUCCCGUGGCCAGUGAUUCGUCGAGCAGCAACGGCGCGAAAAUCGGCAUAGGGGUUGGCGUCACACUUGGUGUUCUAGGGCUCAUCGCUGGCCUCGCGGCCCUCUUCAUCAUGAAGCGGCGUCGGGGCCGCGGACCAAAUGGCGGGUCCCAGCAGAAUAUCCCGGUGCAGGAGCUGCCGGCCGACCCUAUAUUGCCGCCGGCCUCCAUGACCGCCUCGCCGCCUCCUUCGAGCCCUCCUCCGGUGUUUUGGCCGAGCGACUGCAAGACGCCGUACACGCCCUCGUCGAUUACGACCGCAGAGCCUUGGUCGCCGAACAGGCAGGAACUUCCGGGGCACUGA